AUGGCAGAUCAGGCCUAUUUAGAUGAUGGUGUCCCCAUCAGUGGCAGCUUCCAUGACAGCAUCAAUAUUGAAGCCGACAGUGCCAGUAUGCUUAGUCGAACACAGCCUGUCUUUCCACCUCUUCGAAACGACGACAUUGCCGACUCGCCGUCCACAGAUGCACAGCUGCCGCCUGUAGCCGGUAUCGACGACAAUGAUGACAAUGAGCCUGCAAUAGCCAAACCCUUCGCCCGAGCCAACAGCCCUGAGCCCGCCGGUCGAGGCCCCGCCCUGGACGACAAAACACAUGAACGUCUAUUGUAUAAGAUGCAUAAGUUCAGCCUUUACGAGACGGCCAGUCGUUACUACAUUGUGGGUGGUGAUGUAACGGAGCGACGAUAUCGCAUCCUUAAAAUCGACAGGACUACCGAAGAUUCCGACCUGAGUAUCACGGACGACAAAAUUGUAUAUAGUCAACGAGAGAUGAACCAACUUCUCGACACUAUCGACGAUGGCAAUAAAGGCACCGGAGGUAUCAAGCUGCGUUGUACGACAUGGGGCUUGCUUGGAUUCAUUAAAUUCACGGGCCCUUACUACAUGCUCUUGAUCACCAAGAAAAGCACUGUCGCCAUGAUAGGGGGCCACUAUGUGUACCAGAUCGAUGGAACUGAGCUCGUGCCACUCACCCCCGCUCGAUUCAAAACUGAUGUGCGCAAUACUGAAGAGUCGCGGUUCCUGGCCAUUCUGAACAACCUGGAUUUGACUAGAUCAUUCUACUAUAGCUACUCGUACGAUAUCACGCGGACGCUGCAGCAUAAUAUGGCUCGAGAGCGGGAGGCACUCGCAAAAGGGCUAUCUUGUACCCCUGAUGAUGACUUCAAUGCUAUGUUUGUUUGGAACAGCCACCUUCUGCAACCUGUUGUGCAAGCUCUCAAGGAUCCCUUCGACUGGUGCCGCCCUAUCAUACAUGGCUAUAUUGACCAAGCAGCGCUUUCGAUAUAUGGACGGACGGCGCAUAUCACCAUCAUAGCACGGCGGUCCCGAUAUUUUGCUGGUGCCCGUUUUCUUAAGCGCGGCGCGAACGAUUUGGGUUACGUAGCCAACGACGUCGAGACGGAGCAGAUCGUUUCCGAGGCUCUAACCACGUCUUUCCAUGCUCCCGGACCGCGGCUCUAUGCAAGCCCUCAGUACACAUCGUAUGUGCAACACCGUGGAAGUAUACCCUUGUACUGGACCCAAGACAAUACAGGCGUUACUCCGAAGCCUCCCAUCGAACUAAACUUGGUGGAUCCUUUCUAUGGCGCAGCAGCGCUUCACUUCAACAAUCUGUUCGAACGCUACGGCGCCCCCAUAUACGUAUUGAACCUAGUCAAAGCCCGCGAACGUACGCCGCGAGAAUCCAAGCUGUUGGUCGAGUUUACCAAUGCCAUCAAAUACCUAAAUCAAUUCCUACCUGACGGGAAACAAAUCAUCUAUGAAGCAUGGGACAUGAGUAGGGCUGCGAAGAGCCGCGAUCAAGAUGUCAUCGGAACGCUGGAGAAUAUAGCCGAGUCGGUGGUUACGACCACAGGCUUGUUUCACGACGGAGACGGCAAUAUCAACCCCAUAAGAGUGCAGAAUGGGGUUGCCCGCACGAAUUGCAUCGACUGCCUUGAUCGAACCAAUGCCGCCCAAUUUGUGAUCGGCAAGAGAGCGCUGGGACAUCAGCUUCAUGCCCUCGGCAUCUUGGAGGACACGGCUAUUGAUUACGACACGGAUGCUGUUAAUCUGUUCACUCACAUGUACCACGACCAUGGAGACACCAUCGCCGUGCAGUACGGAGGUUCUCAAUUAGUCAACACGAUGGAGACAUAUCGCAAAAUCAACCAAUGGACAAGCCACUCUCGCGACAUGAUCGAGAGCUUCAAAAGGUAUUACAACAACUCCUUCCUGGAUGGGCAGCGGCAGGAAGCGUACAACCUCUUCUUGGGCAACUACAUCUUUUCCCAGGGGCAGCCCAUGCUGUGGGAUCUUGCGACCGACUACUAUCUUCACCAUGCAGACCCUAGGUUGUGGUCAGAGAAGACAAGAGGCGAUUAUAUCAACUGGUUUACCCCCCAGUAUCUUGAAGCAAGAAGUAUACAGCCUCGGAGUGACCCACCCAGCGAGGGCAGAGACAUUCCUGUUGCUUUUUUUGACGACUACUGGCUCGAGUAUUAUCGCCCCUCGACCCUAUCGUCCUUCCUGAAGAUGUUCCCUUAUAAGAUGAACUCGACUAUCAAGUACAUCCCAUUCAAAUCGACACAGGACGGUCGGUAUGACCUUAGCCCUUUUAAAAUUCGCAACGAGACCUAUCCAGAAACCCAAGAGAAGAAGAAGGCGAAGAAAGAAGUGACCAUAGUUGAUCCGCAAAGUGCAUCGAAUUCGCGAGGGCCCGACACGGCUAUAACAUCACCGGACCGACCGUCGACCGGUACUGGCCGGGGCAUUUCAAUUCAGCGUUGGUUGCAACCUGCACACGACAAGGUUACGGGUCAGCAAGGUAUUAUGAAAGCCACGCCAGAGGAACCGUCCGUUUUGCCGAAGACCAAGCCGACGCCGCAGGAGAAGUCCAAGGCAGCGCAAUGGACCUUCACAAAAGCUGUGCAUCAAUCUUUGAAUCCCUCAGUAAGCCAGGUUGAGGCGAAUGACUAUGAUCGAUACGUCAGCCACCCCCAAAGUCUACCUCUUGUUGUUUCCGCAGAGGAACAGGCUGAGAAUGAUUCUGAAUACCGAGAUUACAUUAACGGGAGUUGGCAUCUUGAAAGUCAUUUGCAGACAGGACCGGAAGAUGACCCCACCGUCUAUGCCGAGCUUUUGCGUGUAGGCGAAAAUCCCUUGACGGUGACGGAGGAAGAUGCGCAGAAGAAACGAUACAAAGCGUACAGGAAGUGGCUACGAGGAAAAUCUUUCUUCAAGCAACAGCCAGUGGACUAG
Messenger RNA from Verticillium nonalfalfae, 2934 nucleotides. RefSeq names its product phosphatidylinositol-3,5-bisphosphate 5-phosphatase (gene FIG4). NCBI's taxonomy places the organism in Eukaryota, Fungi, Ascomycota, Sordariomycetes, Glomerellales, Plectosphaerellaceae. The record is from RefSeq and is a predicted model, not a curated record. Bases 1 to 2934 code for a protein of 977 amino acids. Gene Ontology annotation, biological process: phosphatidylinositol dephosphorylation. The transcript is spliced from 3 exons. Gene Ontology annotation, cellular component: intracellular membrane-bounded organelle. Gene Ontology annotation, molecular function: phosphatidylinositol-3,5-bisphosphate 5-phosphatase activity.